Ceutorhynchus assimilis (cabbage seed weevil) is the source of this 1944-nucleotide messenger RNA. The record is from the annotation of a GenBank genome assembly. Lineage: Eukaryota; Metazoa; Arthropoda; Insecta; Coleoptera; Curculionidae.
UUUUGUAAACAAUCAACCUCGUUCCUAAAAACAAAAACACUAGUGAAGCCAAAUUCAAUUUUCCUUCUCUGGUUGUUAUUGAUUAAUAAAGUAGCAUUUCCGAUUCAAAUGUACAUUGAAUAAUCUGCAUUUCAGCUUCAGCUGUUAUUCAGGUUUAAUACACGAAAAGAAAGUUUUCUUCAGUCGGGUUCGGGGCAGUGCUGGGUACAAGAGGAAAAGAUUCUCACUCGAAAUGUGGGACUCGAUGUUUCUAAGUACUUUGACGCCUAAAUUCUAUGUUGCGUUGACUGGAACUUCUUCGUUGAUCUCAGGACUGAUAUUGAUUUUUGAAUGGUGGUACUUCAGAAAGUAUGGAACUUCUUUUAUUGAACAGGUCUCGAUUAAUCACAUUAGCCCUUGGAUCAGUGGGGAUUAUAGAGACGACUCUCCAUCUGCAAAUAGCUCUCAGCCAGCCCAGUCGCCAGUGCCCGAGUGCAAAGUAUGGCGGAAUCCACUAAGUUUGUAUCGGGGAGCGGAGUACCAAAGAUUCUACUGGGCCACCAAUAAAGAACCUUUGACGUAUUACGAUAUGAAUUUGUCGGCGCAAGAUCAUCAGACUUUUUUUACUUGUGAAGCUGAUGCUGGUAAAGCCGAAUAUGAAAUAAUGCAGACAGCUUGGCGAGAAAGAAAUCCUCAAGUAAGACUGAAAGCAGCUCAUAGUGCUAUUGAAAAAAAUCCAGAUUGUGCUACUGCAUAUAUUUUAUUAGCUGAAGAAGAAGCGACCACCAUUACGGAGGCUGAAAAGAUACUCAAGCAAGCAUACAAAGUCGCAGAAUCGAAUUAUAAAAAGUCGCAGGCUCUUCUGCACCAGGGAGCGCUCAUGGAGGCACAACACAGAAGAGAUACAAAUGUCUUGAUAUACAUUAAAAGGCGUUUAGCAAUGUGUUGUAGAAGGCUGGGGAAACUUAAAGAGGCUGUGAAAAUGUUCAGAGAUUUGACUAAAGAAGUACCACCGAUAAUGAAUGUGCUCAACAUACAUGAGAAUCUUAUCGAGGUACUGUUGCAGAUGCAAGCUUAUGCCGAUGUUCAGGCGGUUUUGGCGAAAUAUGAUGACAUUUCCUUACCAAAGUCUGCUACAAUAUGUUAUACAGCAGCUUUGUUGAAAGCCAGAAGCGUGGCAGAUAAAUUUUCACCAGACAUUGCGAGCAAAAGGGGCCUCAAUAACGCGGAACUACAAGCAGUGGAAGCGAUCCACCGAGCAGUAGAAUUCAAUCCACACGUACCAAAGUAUUUAUUAGAAAUGAAGCCGCUCAUCUUGCCACCCGAGCAUAUUCUCAAGAGGGGAGACUCUGAAGCGUUGUCAUACAGUUUCUUUCAUUUGUCACAUUGGAAAGCCAUUGACGGAGCCCUAAAUUUGUUACAUUGUACUUGGGAAGGCACAUUCAGAAUGCUUCCUUAUCCACUGGAAAGAGGUCACUUGUUUUAUCCUUAUCCCACUUGUACAGAAUGUGCCGAUAGGGAGCUAUUGCCAGCGUUUCACGAAGUUUCAGUUUACCCAAAGAAAGAACUGCCAUUUUUUAUAAUUUUUACGGCAGGCUUGUGUUCUUUUACGGCGUUACUUGCUCUCUUAACCCAUCAGUAUCCCGACCUGAUGGGCGUUUUUGCCAAAUCGGUAGUUAAUUGGAUCUCUUUGCCCUUAUUCUAUCUUUAUGAAAAAGUUGAGAAUAUAGUGCCACCAAAUUUGUUACAACAAAUUAUUAGGAUAUAAGUUCUCUGUUUGUUUUUUUUUUCUAGGAUUUUUUUAUUUUGUGUUUUUUUUAUCAGUUUUUUAUUGUAAUUGUAUUUUGAUUUGAUUGUUUGCUAUAUGCAUAUUCGUGUGACGAAAAGGUAUAGAAAAGAAUGUUAGUUUGAGAGAUUUCUCCAUAAAUGUAUUAAGAGAUAAAAAUACAUGCCUAAUAUGAAGUA